AUGUUGCGCCAGCUGUGGCAGUUGCUAUCGGAUGCCAGUUGCUCAUCUUGCAAUCAAGAAAAAGGUGCAUAUAUGAUCGGUUUCAGUCAUUCGAAUACAGAAAUCGGUAUUAAUUUGGAAUUAGGCACGGCUGUUUCAACGGAAACCAAAGUUGCCCUUAAUUCUAAAACUUUGGAAAUUCUACCACCAGCUGAGGUAGAAGCCAAAUCAAACUUGUCGUUAAUGUUGAAAGAAGAGGAGCAGGGAGAAGUUUUGGCGCUGCCAAGUCCUGGAACGUUGAAUGAUAUGAUGUCAAAAGUUCAAAGUAAGUUGAAAUUCUAA
Molecule: messenger RNA, 321 nt
Organism: Cercopithifilaria johnstoni
Lineage: Eukaryota; Metazoa; Nematoda; Chromadorea; Rhabditida; Onchocercidae
Source: the annotation of a GenBank genome assembly